Messenger RNA from Aspergillus nidulans FGSC A4, 1620 nucleotides. Its product is annotated as translation initiation factor eIF2B subunit delta. Gene Ontology annotation, biological process: cytoplasmic translational initiation; regulation of translational initiation. NCBI's taxonomy places the organism in Eukaryota, Fungi, Ascomycota, Eurotiomycetes, Eurotiales, Aspergillaceae. Gene Ontology annotation, cellular component: guanyl-nucleotide exchange factor complex; eukaryotic translation initiation factor 2B complex; cytosol. Gene Ontology annotation, molecular function: enzyme regulator activity; translation initiation factor activity; guanyl-nucleotide exchange factor activity. The record is from RefSeq and is a predicted model, not a curated record. The transcript has 2 exons. Bases 1 to 1620 code for a protein of 539 amino acids.
AUGACGACUCCUGCUGACUCUACACUAAACAACGCAUCCUCUCACUCCGCCUCCCCUACCCCUGCGCCCGCUUCGCAACCGUCAGCCGCGAUGGAGCAACCAUCCCAACCGCAAGGCCAGCAAAAGGCCCCCAAACCCGCAAAACCCGCCAAACAACCCCCUAAAGACAAAACUGCCACAUCUGCGUCCACCGACGGACAAGGUGACGAGAAGCUCACCCCCGCAGAGCUGAAGAAGAAGGCCAAAGCGGAAAAGGCCUCCCGUCGCGCCCGGGAAAAGGCUGAACGCGAGCAAGGAGGUGCACCUGGUGGACAGAAUACCCCGGCCGGCAAGAAGGGCGGCGAUGCUGGAGCUCCGGCAGCGGGGUCAGCAGCCAAAGGACAGAAGUCUAUUCCUAGACGGGGGUCUGCGCAGACUGUUCCCCAGGCCGAGGAGGUCAAGAAGAAGAAGGAGAACAAGAACGUCGCUGUGUUCGGUCAUCUUUAUGGACAACAAAGGCGAAAUACGGUCGCCGGGGCUGGGAAGGAGGUUCAUCCUGCCGUUUUGGCGCUGGGAUUGCAGAUGAGGGACUACGUAGUUUGCGGGAGCAGUGCCAGAUGCGUUGCGACGCUGUUGGCUUUUAAGAGGGUAAUCGAAGCAUACACAACACCGAAGGGCACGUCCCUUGCUCGUCAUUUAACCACACAUCUUUCUCACCAGAUCACAUACCUUUCCACAUGUCGUCCACUCUCCAUCAGCCAGGGAAAUGCCAUUCGAGCCCUCAAAUUGGCCAUCUCGUCCAUAGAUCCCUCGGUCCCAGAAGCACAAGCAAAGACAACACUUUGCGAAUUCAUCGACAGUUUCAUACGCGAGAAGAUUACGGUGGCGGACCAAGUCAUUGCCGGCAGUGCGGCGCAGAAGAUCAAGGACGGCGACGUUGUCGUGACAUUCGCAGGUAGUUCAAUUGUGAAACAGACGCUCCUCGCCGCGUUUAAACAGGGCAAGAAAUUCCGCGUUUCGAUCAUCGACUCCCGUCCGCUCUUUGAGGGCAAGAAUCUCGCAAGGACACUGGCCAAUGCCGGCCUCGAAGUGCAAUACUCUCUCAUCAGCGGUCUCAGCCACGCCGUCAAGGAGGCAACAAAGGUCUUCCUCGGCGCCCAUGCCAUGACCAGUAACGGACGACUGUACUCGCGCGUCGGCACGGCGCUGGUCGCCAUGUCGGCUAAGGAGCGCGCCGGCGGCGUCGAAAUCCCCGUCAUCGUAUGCUGCGAAACUGUCAAGUUCACAGACCGCGUUGCACUCGACAGCAUUGUCGUCAACGAAAUCGCGGACGCAGACGAGCUUGUUCCAACGCACCCACCUCACCAGCUAACGGACCUGCCCGAUCCCGCUGCCGCUGCACAGCCCGAGCCGAAGAAGGGAGGCAAGUCCGUGCCCUCGAACCCUAGCCCAUCUGAAUCAACUGCGCCACAAACGAACAGAUCUCCACUUGCGGACUGGCGUGAUACGCCGAACCUCCAGCUGCUGAACCUGUUGUAUGAUGCUACGCCCGCUGAAUAUGUGGACAUGGUUGUUACUGAGAUGGGCAGUCUGCCGCCGAGCGCGGUGCCAAUUGUGCAUCGGAUGAGUACGAAUCUGUAG